Molecule: messenger RNA, 878 nt
Organism: Aspergillus versicolor CBS 583.65
Lineage: Eukaryota; Fungi; Ascomycota; Eurotiomycetes; Eurotiales; Aspergillaceae
Exons: 3
Coding region: 178-747 (189 amino acids)
Source: RefSeq, a predicted model, not a curated record
GAUGUGAGGGGUGUCAGAGUACAUUUGCUUGCUUCCAGCCCUGAUAGUGGUGGCUGAGUCUGGUAUCAUAUAUUGGAAUUCAGCCCUCCAACUGGGUUAUCCAGCUACUCCCCUAUCUCUGCACUUUGUUAAGUCUUUACAAUUGACAAUAUUUUGGUUAGAAAGUUACACCUCAAGAUGCUCUUUUAUUCCCUCCUGUUAUUUGCGGUGUCCUGCGCUGCGCUGGCCAUCGACUCCCAUGCCCUCAAGACCCGCCAGGCGGCAGUGGUCCAAGAUACAUUCAACGUCUACGCCUAUGGGGAUGGAAUAGGUGGAAUGUCUCUCUUCUACGCAGACGCCAAAGCACAUAUCGGCGACGUGGCCCUAUCCACCGCAAAGACAGCUCAACCAGUAUACUUUACCGUCUCCGAAACCUCUCAGAACUCCUGGAUCGCCCACCCUAACAACACCGGGACCGACUCAAGCGAGGCCGCGUUCCAGACCACAGUACUCUCGCUCCCAGAUGCAGACUCGGAGGACGGGGCAGUUAUGUUCAAGGAGUCUACAACGGAACAGCUUAAAUCUCAAGAAGCUAGUGUCUUUGAGUGCUACGGGGACUACGUGAUGACCAAAAACCAAAAUGCAAACUUCUACGCCGUUCCGACCGACGCGGAUGGUGUGUAUUCGCUGGUGUGGAGCGAUGUUGCCUCUGGCAAGAUCCCUGUGGUUUUGAGAACAAUGGCCCCGGUUACUGAAGCAUUGUCCUAGAUGGGCUGUUUGUUGGACAGUGGCGAAGAGUAUGGAACCCUGCUGUCGUCAGUAUGUUAUUGGUGUAGAGAAGGCCAAUGAAUACGAAAUUUGUUAGCAAAGACAUCCACUAAGUUGUAUUCCAAUAAGCC